Didymodactylos carnosus is the source of this 6516-nucleotide messenger RNA. The record is from the annotation of a GenBank genome assembly. Lineage: Eukaryota; Metazoa; Rotifera; Eurotatoria; Philodinida; Philodinidae.
AUGUCAUCAUCAACACUAAAAGAUAUGCGAAAUCUUUUGCAUGAUACUAAUCGUUCACGAGUAGUCGAUCAUACAAAAUUACAAAAACAUGGACAAUUAUCACCGUUACCCGUAUAUUGUUUUGGUACACUAUCCGAACCCAUAUCAGAUCCGAACAAUGAUGAUAUUGUUGAGAAUGAACAAUCCAAAGAGACAACUAAUAUUCAAAAUAUCCUAAUGGCUCCCAAUUUAACAAGUCCAUCAGAAUUUUUAAUGAAUACAACGAUACAUGAGCAACAGUUUGACGAAGAUGAUAAUGAAGUAGCACAACAUAAUAAAUAUGGAAUGUAUCAUGCUGUUUUGGGACAUGUAACUACUAAUGAUGACGAAUAUGAAAAUGAUCAUGAGAACAAACAUAUUGAAAAUGAAGCAAAAGCAUCUGGUUAUGAAUUUCAUUAUGAUGUUGAUAAUCCUUUGGAAAUAUCAUGUUCAAUGUCACUGAGUUCGGUCGAUACCCUAUCAGAACAUACACAUUCACCAGUUAAUCGUCUAAAUGCAAUAGUUAAUAUCGAUGGAAAUACAUUUAGACGUUUAAAAUUAAAUACAAAUCGACAAAAAAUACUCCAAGCAGCAAAUGGUCAGAAAGAGUAUGUUGAAAACUUAAGCGAAGACAAAACAAAUGAGGGUAUGACUACGCGACUUUGUUUAACGAGUGAUGAAGAAUUAAAUAAUAGUAAUUCCCAUUCACAUGAUAAUGAUAUUCUUGGUAGUGAUGAUCCGAAUGAUUUAAAAUCUGAACCAUUAGAAAAACUCGAUUAUAUUAAAAAUAGUAGAGAAGUUGAUCAUCAAUGGAAUAAAAUUAAACGUACUAGUAACAACGAUAUACACGAACAAGAUGAAAAAUUACGUAGUUUUCGUGGAUGGCAUAUGUCAAUGUUAAAACAAAUUGAUGAAAAAUUAAAAGAAAUUGAAUUAGUUGACACAGAUAGUGCCAAUGACAAUGAAAACGAUGAAAUAUGUUUACAUUCAGAUAAUUCAUUACCACAAACAUCAUCUAUUGAUAGUUUUUAUAAACGCAUGACAGGAAAAAAGAUUCCAACUAAACCAAUUCAUCAAUGUAUAAAUAAUCUACCUGAAACAUUGACAUAUCACAAACCAGCAAUAAAACAUAGUUCCGAUUGGUUGCCAAUAAAAAAUAUUGAAUAUGUUCGUAACAAAAAAGAUAAGCACAUAUCAGAAUCGACACAUCCAUCAUUAAAAAUACGUUGCCUUGAAAAUGCAAAACGUCCUUGUUCACCACCAUUAAUACCUGAUCUAAAUCGAUUUCGGACAAUACCAAAAUAUAAUAAAACGAUUGAUCGAACAUCUCGUACGCCACCAAUUCACAAAGAGUCAAAAACGCUUGUAAUUAAUUUGCCUCCGUCUGAUGAUGAUGAUGAUGAUGGUGAUGAUGAUGAUGAUGAUGAUGAUGAUGAAGAUGAUGAAGAAAAAGAUCACAUCAAAUAUCAUCAUAAACCAAAAAUAUAUUAUCAACCUUUGAGAAAUAAAGAACAAACGGGUAGUACAAUGAACGAUUCUCAAAGAAUUCAAUUUUCAACAGAAAACGAUAAUAAUUACGUGAGAAAAAUGCAGAAUAUAUAUCAAGCUAAAACAAACAUCAAAUCACAACACAAUCGAAUAAAAGAAAUACCAGAUCAGUUAGCAAAAUCGAAUCGAUACAAGCAAAAAAAACAGCAGGAUCGUUAUGUACAAUCAGUUUCAAACAGUAAAAAACAUGACAAAAAUUUGUAUCGUGAAAAACCACUGAUAUAUACAGACGAUUUAUCUAGAACAGUUUAUAAAUCGUCUGCUGAAUUUUCGCACGAUUCACGCUGGAAUAAUAAACCCUUUACUGAAUUUCCGCACGAUUCACGCGGGAAUAAUAAAUCUUCUACUGAAUUUCCGCACGAUUCACGCUGGAAUAAUAAAUCCUUUACUGAAUUUCCGCACGAUUCACGCGGGAAUAAUAAAUCUUCUACUGAAUUUCCGCACGAUUCACGCUGGAAUAAUAAAUCCUUUACUGAAUUUCCACAUGAUUCACGCUGGAAUAAUAAACCCUCUACUGAAUUUCCGCAUGAUUCACGCUGGAAUAAUAAAUCUUCUAAUAAUAGGCGGAAUAAUUAUGAAGAUGAACCACAUUUAGGAAAACGUUUUCUGUCACAACAACAAGAUGAUUACGAACAACACGAAAGUGGUCGGCGUUCACGUGAACAAAGUAGCGAACGAAUAUUACGAGAUCAGGGUGCACAGACAGAAUCACCAUCUCAACAUUUGACAGCUGAUUUUCAAACAUUACUAAAUAAAUGGCAAAAAUUAAUGACCGCCUCUGUAAAUUCAAAGCCUUCGAAGGACAACUAUGCACCUCGACAUCGACCUUCGAAUGCUGACAAGCAAACAAGUACAUAUGAAUCCGAUCGGAUGUUCAGUGAUAAUAAGACACACAUAUCUCCUGCAUAUAAUCAAAUCGAUCGAACUCGUCAAUCGAAUGUGGAAGCAUUGCGAAAUGCAUCUAAGGUAGAGUAUGAUGGAAAAUACAUGGAUUAUUCGAACAAAUCUGGUAGACAAAAUGGUUUACAGUCAACAACCCACGUGUCGACUGUAAAUGCGAACAAUAAUAAUAACAAUAACAAUAAUAAUAACAAUAAUGCCGGAGCCCGUUUUGAUCUAAGUUUGAUUAAAGGAAACAACGCUGCCAAUGCUUUGUCUCUAACACCAAAAAAUGCCACUAGUUUUAUACAAAAUAACCUGCAGAAUAAUAAUGUGCAUGAUUCGUUAAAUACUAUUGAUCCCAAUCGAUCGAAAUCAUCACGACCUAUAGAUCAAGUAAAAUUUUAUAGUUUGAGAAAUAAAAGUGUAACAUCACGACGUCCCGAGCUCAAUUUUGGUGGACCAUUAACUCCCGAACCACAUAUCCACGAUGUUCAAGACUAUCCACAGACAAGUGUUUCCGAUAUUUCUCAACAACCCUAUUCUAACAUAAUGUUGGAAAGCCCACCUAAGCAACCAUUAUUCGAACAACAAUUGAACAAUUAUAAUAAUGAUACUCCUUCUGUACGAGAUCCGGCAGUAUUUUCAGCCGAUAUUGGUCCAUUAACUUCCAUGGAUACAUCGAAUUUAGGUCAUUUAGUAGAUCGUGUUUUCGAUGAUUUAAAUGAUCAAAAUUCAAAUAAUUUCUAUCGUGAUUAUAAACAAUUAUUAGAUAAUAUACAAACACGGUUUAAUAUACCAAUUGAAAUAUUUGCCUAUGAUAUCAGUAAAGUACAAGUCGAACAAAAGUUUUAUACUCAUCCCGUUGUUCAUACACAAGUAUCAUAUAAAGUUAAUAUAUCAAAUGCUGGGCUUGGCAAUUUAAAAGCAGACGUUAUUCAUAAUGAUUAUCCUUAUUCUUGCCAAAUACAUAAUUUAUCCGAUAAAGAAUUUCUUGUUCAAUAUGUUCCCGUUGAUCCUGGUAUUUACAAAUUAAAUAUUUUAUUUAACAAUGAACUUGUUGGAGGAAAAUCUUUUAUAACAGACGUUCGGUCAUUAUCAGCAAAACCUAUUGCUGCUAGUCCAUCACCAUCAACUGUCAAACUUCGAUUGCAAGGACCACCAGAUGCAGAAGUCGGAGAUGAUGUUGCAUUUCUUGUCACUGCCGAUGGGCCCUCGAAUUCAUCUGUUUAUUCUCUGGUCACAUGUAACUCAAAAACAGUUCCAUCAAAAGUCGAACGUAUUGAUCAAAAAUCUUGGAAUGUUUUUUUUAAACCGUAUAUUGCUGGUAAUUAUACGGUUAAUGUUUUUCAUAAUGGUGCACAAAUAUACGGUUCACCCAUUAAUGUUCAAAUUGAAAAUUCAAGAGGCAAAGUACUCUUGUCCGGUUUAGAACAAACUGUUUUAACUAAUUCAACAUGUGUUAUUCAAGUUCAUGUUGAGUCCGUAACAUCAACUAAUAUUAAAGCUGGUGUUAGUUUAGCAAAUAAACAAAUUCCAUCAUCACUAAAUAUAGUAAAUGAUAAUUUAGUGAGAAUUCAAUUUAUACCGCAAGAACCCGGUUUAUAUUCUGUUGAUGUACGUUGUGGUAACAUGUCUGUUGAAGGAUCUCCAUUUUUGAUUAAAGUCGAACGACCAAAAGUUGUUCAAGUUUUUGGAGAAUGUUUUAAUAGAUUACGAUUAAAUGAAUUGGGUGUGUUUAUUGUACAUUGUAAUGGUCAAAAAGGAAUUGUAAAAGCAAAAGCAUUUAAUCUUUCCGUUGGAGAUCGUGUUGACAUGCAACCAAUAUCAUUUAAAUUAAAAGAACCGUAUGAACUUUUAUUACAAUUUGCACCACAGUUACUGAUUAAAACAUUUGCUACUUUAUUGAUUAAUCGAUUACGUUUAACACCUGAUCGUAUUACGAAAGUUUCAAUAGGAAAAGAUGGUGGAAAUACCGUAUGUACAUUUCAGUUACAUGAAAAAUUAGGCUUUAAUAUACCACCAAAUGACCAUAUUAUUGAAGCAUUGAAACAUCUAGUUGAUACAAAUACGUUUUACCUACUUGAUCCUAGUCAUAGACCGUUAAAUACACUGAAAGGAACAGUUUUUAUUGGACCAAAAGGUGAACAAGUUCAAGUGAAAUUGUUCCCCCAGGCCAGUGGUGAUUAUAGUGGUGAAUUUACACCAACUAAAGUUGGUCAACAUCGUAUCGACAUAACAUUUGCUAAUAUGCCAUUACAAGGUAGUCCAUUUUUCACAGAAGUCUAUGAUCCAUCAGCCGUAAAGAUACUCAAUUUACCAAGAGAAAUUAUUGUUGGUUCAGAAACUUCAUUUGAAGUAAAUCUCGAAAAUGCUGGCAAUGUACCAUUGGACAUGAAAAUUACUUCUCCGACUGGUGUAUCAGUGCCAUUGAAAAUCGAGGAUUCAACAUUUAAAUCAUCCGUUAAAAAAGUUCGUUUUCAACCGAAUGAAACUGGUGUUCACUAUAUUAGUGCAAAAAUUGGUUCCGAAGCUAUUCCAAAUACUCCACUUAAAAUUAUUGUUAGCGAUGCACGAUCUGUCACCGUCCACGGAGAAGGUCUUUAUCAUGCUCAGGAAGAUCAAUCGGCUAUUUUUUUUAUUGAUACGCAAGAUAUGCAGGGUGAUUUGAAAGUUCGUAUAGAAGGUCCAAAUUCUGUUAUUAAAAAUACACUUGAACGAACAAACGAAGGGCUGUUUAAAGUAACAUAUAUACCAGUUGAAGUUGGGUUUCAUAACAUUAGUAUUAAGUGGAAUGGAAAAGAUAUUGGAGGUAGUCCAUUAAAAGCUUCAGUUACAAAUCCUGAACGUGUUCGAGUAGUUGGCGGAUGGCAAUCGAUUCUUGAUGCAGAAAAUCGAAUGCGUUUAAUUAUAAAUGAAGAAAAAAAGAUUCGCUUUGAUACAGCGUACGCUGGCCCAGGUACACUCAAAGUCGAUGUCCGUGGUAGUGAAGGACGAAUACCCACACGUCUUGAUCAACAAGGUUCAUUAUAUACCGUCAGUUUUACAGCAGUUCAUGAAGGAAAAUACGAUAUUAAUGUAACAUAUGAUAAUAAUCUCUUACCAAAUAUGCCUCUACGUGCAACAGCUACUCACGUAUCAGGACAAUCGGAUCAUUUAAAAGUUGAAGUGCAUGGCAGAGGAAGUCACGAAGCCAGAGUGAAUGAAGAAGCAGAAUUUACCAUUGAUGGAUCAAGGGCAGGACCAGGUGUUCCAUCGGUACGUUUAACUGGCACUAAGUCCGAUGUUGAUGUUCGAAUUAAAUCACUUGAAAACAAUGUUUACUUAUGUUCAUAUAUUCCAUCUCUACCAGGACCUUAUCUACUAAGUGUAACUUGGUCAGAUCGACAAGUACGAGGUUCACCAUUUAAAAUUAAUGUAUUACCAGCCGGAAAUGCAUCUAAAGUUGUCUGUAGUGGUGAUGGUCUUCGUACGGGUGUAAUGGGUAGAGAAAUCAAAUGUUUAAUUGAUACAAGAUCAGCAGGUCCUGGAGAAUUAACUGCUUAUUGUCAAGGACCAGUAAAAACAGCCUUUUGUCGCUUAUUCGAUCAUCAUGAUGGUACAUUUACGCUCUAUGUCAAACCACAAGAGACUGGACGACACGUUUUGACAAUUAAAUAUAAUGAUGAACAUGUUCCUGGAAGUCCUUAUAUGCUAAAAAUAUCCGGACCACCAGAUGCUAAUAAAGUACGUGUAUCGGGUCCAGGUAUUGAACAUGGUGUAUUAUCAACAUUUCAAUCGCGUUUUACAUGUGAAACAAAAGGAGCUGGAGCUGGUCAAUUAACAGUGAAAAUUCGCGGACCAAAAGGUGCAUUUCGUGUUGAAAUGCAACGAGAGCAUUUACAAGAUCGAACAAUAUUGUGUAGAUACAAUCCGACAGAGCAUGGCGAUUAUUUAAUUAGUGUAAAAUGGAGUGAUGAACAUGUUCCUGGAUCACCAUUUCAUGUACAUAUAUUUGAAAGACAAGAAGAACUCGAACGAUUUUUACGUGAACAAAAUUUAUUUCGACAAAACUGGAGAGAAGAUUUAUAG